Cornus florida is the source of this 694-nucleotide messenger RNA. RefSeq lists its product as uncharacterized. Bases 133 to 624 code for a protein of 163 amino acids. The record is from RefSeq and is a predicted model, not a curated record. Lineage: Eukaryota; Viridiplantae; Streptophyta; Magnoliopsida; Cornales; Cornaceae. The transcript is spliced from 2 exons.
UCUUCACCAAAUUUUUCGUAUCUCCGGUGUCUACUACGGCAACUCCACCAAGUUCCUUUGCCACCUUCCACAAAGUCAAGCAAAGCUGGAUCUUUAUCAAGUGCAAAUGUAAGCACAGGAGGUGGGCCAUUUAUGCUUGAUGUUUUUGAACCAAGAAAGAGGAAAACUAGUUCGGCGAUUGAAAAAGCAUUUAAUCUUGGAGCUCGUGAUGAAUUGCAUAGUGAAAUUGCAAGAAUGUUUUACUCGGCCGGUUUGACUUUUCACCUUGCAAGGAACCCACACUAUGUUGCCUCUUACACUUAUGCCUCUAAUAAUGGUAUUAGUGGCUAUAUUCCUCCUGGUUACAACUUGUUGAGGACUACUCUUCUUCAAAAUGAGAGAGCAAACAUAGAGAGGUUGAUGAUUCCAAUUAAAGAUUCUUGGAAGGAAAAUGGUGUUACUAUUGUUUGUGAUGGAUGGACGGAUCCACAAAGGAGGCCAAUCAUCAAUUUUAUGGCUAUGAGUGAAAAUGGUCCUAUGUUCUUGAAAGCGGUAAAUUGUGAAGGUGAAUUCAAAGAUAAAUUUUUCAUCUCGGAGUUGAUCAAGGAGACCAUUCAAGAGGUUGGACCCGAUAAUGUGGUCUAAGUUAUUACCGAUAAUGCUCCUGUUUGUAGGAGUGUAGGAUUGCUUGUUGAAGUCCAAUUUCCAAAAGUAU